GAUAAGAUUAUUUUUAUUUUGCCGACUGACCGACCGUAAGUUACUAUCAACUUCACCUGUAUUUUUGGAAUUGCCUUGUAAAAAUUUUAAAGGAAGAUUAUUGUUAUUUAAUAUCCAGUUUUAAUCAUUUUGCAAUUAAAAAUUAAUAUUUUCAGAAUAAAUAAACAAGGAUGGAUGUAGAUGGUGCAGAACAGCCGAGAAAGAAAAGGGAUGGAAAGAAAGGUAAAAAGUCAAAGAGGAGAACCGCUGAUGAUGAUGAUAACAACAACAAUAAUGAAGAAAAUGAAGAUGAAAUUGUUAACCAGAGUGCUUCAAAGACAGAUGAGGAGAAAUCAGAAAGUGAUCGAAAAAAGCGUAAAAAGAAAGGACGUUCCAAAGAUAGAGAAAAAAAGAAAAAGGAAAAAGUUGAUAGCGUUGAAAAUGUUGCAUUCGAAAACGAUUCUUUAGUCCAGGAGGAACCUAAGCAGGAAACAUCAAUCAAUUUGGAAGACGAAUCAGCACGACCAUCAAUAGAAAAAAGAUCUUCAUCCUUAAAGGAAAUUGUUGUAGAAAGUCCAAGAGCUCAGUCACCUGAUGUUGCUAUUGAUAUUCCUGAUUCACCACGAAAAAUCAUAGAAGAGCCAGAAUUUCAAAAAGAUAAUGACAAUACUGAAGCAAUCGGUAUGGAAGAGCAACAACAGCAACAACCAGAGUAUGCAGAAAGGCCAAGUUCUGCUCAAAGAACUGGAACUCCUGAAAGGCCAAGUUCUGCUCCAAAAAGCAGCACUCUUGAGAGACCAAGUUCUGCUCAGAGAGCAGGCACUCCUGAGAGACCAAGUUCUGCUCAAAGAAUAGGCACUCCUGAAAGACCAAGUUCUGCUCAGAGAACAGGCACUCCCGAUAGAACAAGUUCUGCUCAAAGAACUGGCACUCCUACAAGACCAAGUUCUGCUGAGAGAAAAGUCACUCCUGAGAGACCAAAUUCUGCACAUAGAACAGGGACUCCUGAGAGACCAAGUUCUGCUCAAAGAACUGACACUCCUGUGAGACCAAGUUCUGCUGAGAUAAAAGGCACUCCUGAAAAACCAAGUUCUGGUCAAAGAAAUAGUAUUUCGGAAAGACCAAGUUUUGCUCAAAGAAAUAGUACCUCAGAAAGACCAAGUUCUGCUCAAAGAACUGGCACUCCUGAAAGACCAAGUUCUGCUCAAAGAAAUAGUGUUUCGGAAAGACCAAGUUCCGGUCAAAGAACCAGUAUUUCGGAAAGGCCAAAUUCUGCUCAAGUACUAGACACUCCUCAAAGACCAAGUUCUGCUCAAAGAACUGGCACUCCUGAAAGACCAAGUUCUGCGCAAAGAAAUGGUAUAUUAGAAAGACCAACUUCUGCACAAAGAACUGGCACUCCUGAGAGACCAAGUUCUGCGCAAAGAAAUAGUGUUUCGGAAAGACCAAGUUCUGCAAUUAGGUCUGGCACUCCAGAGAGGCCAGGUUCAGCUCAACAGAAAGACGUAUUUGAAAGACCUAAUUCGGCUGAAAGAUCAAAAUCGCCUGAGAAAGAGGAAAUCGUAUAUACUGAGAAUGUGAAAGAAGUUGUAGUAGCAAAUAAAGAGAGCAGUGAACUGUUAGCAAUUCAGGAAAGUGAAUUAGAGGCAAGUGAGAAUAUCGAGAGAAGUGCCGAGACGGAUGAAGAAGUACGUCAAAGAAACUUAGAGCCUAACUCACAAGAAGAUGCAACUAUUGAAGGCCAAGACAUGCAACCACCGGACACUGAGUCAAAAGAAUCUCAAGUUAUAAAUCCUCCAGAGGAAGGAGACCUUCCAUGGGCAAUGUACACUAAGAUGAAGAAUCGUAAUGAGGAGGAGGUUGAAAAACAAAAGAGUGCAGAAGAUGAAAUGGCUGAACAAUCUGAAUCAGACGAUGACCAGAAAUAUGUUCCACCUACAAAUGAAGAUUUACCUGAUUUGUAUGAAGUAAUGGGCUCACUGGAUACGGAUGAGAUUCAGUUAAAUUUAAAGACUUCCCCACCCUCCAUCAUGGAAUCCGAUCAACAGAAAAUACAUCAGAAACAAGUGCUGGAGUUAAAACAAGGCUUGGCAGAGGAAGAAAUUAAAGUUUAUCUAGAUGAGUUUGAAAAACAAGUGGAACAAGAAAUAUUGAUGAUUGGGAAUAUCUCAUUGGAAGAUGUACAGGAUGAAGAACGACGGUUGCGAGAAGAGCAUAUUUCGUUUCAACAACAGCAAGCGAAGGUUCAACGUCAAAGACAGCAGGAGAUCUUGCAAGCUAUGGAGCGUGCUAAGAAAUAUGUCAUGAGCAAGUAUAAGGAGAAAUAUAGAGAACUGAGAAUGAGAGAGGAGCAUUUGAUGCAAAGAGAUCGAACAUAUAAAGAUGAAAUCCAUCGAGCUUUUCGCCGUUCUGAGAGUCAGUUAAGAAAAGCUCUGAAAAGAAGGAAAGCUGAAGUGAAGACCAUGUAUGGAGAUUUGAUCUUUGCUGAUGGGCAGUACGGAGGAAGUAAGGGCCAUCGAUGGAAAAUCGAUUGGAAUCGAGCGCCCCAGCCGAUACAGAUACGAUUAAAGUGUUUACGAGGUGUGAAAGAUAAACUGCCAGGGAGUCGAUAUGUACUCAUGGUAUCGCUAUACAACCGGUUAGGUGGAAACGUCAUGAAAUGGUCUAAUUUGAAAGGACAGCAAUGGGGAGGGGCCACGUUACCAAUAUAUCAUGCCGGAGAAUUUUUCAACAUUGAACUAAAGAUCGACCAAAGCGUGUUUACAGUGUGUCCAUCACGUCCGGAUAUUCGUCCGGGUAUGGUGCUCAUCUUCGAGCUGUUCAUACUUCGUGGUUCCGUUACACCAACCGAUAAAGUUGUUGGGUGGGGAUGUUUCCCCAUCUGUGAUGCGGAAUUCAACGUCGUAGAGGGAAAGUACAAAACGCCUAUGCUGCGUGGAGAUAUGGACCCAGGUAUCGAUAAAUUUGAAAUCAUCGAAAAACUAAUGGCUGAAGAUCUUGAGAACUGGCUUUGCAAUUUUUACUUCGAAAUUAUAAAGCUACCAAGAUACAUGGCUGGACAGAAGGAGUAUGAAGUUGAGUUACAAUUCACAUCAGGACUUUUAAGUUCUCCUGACCGCACAAAAUCAGGCGAAGAAAAUAUCGACGGCGAAAAAGCCGUGUUUGGUUCCAGAUCCGAUAUUAAUUCGCCCGCCUUAUCACGCGCGUCAUAUCGAAGUGGUAGUAUAUUAAGCUCGCAUGUAGGCCCGUUGGACGAGAAUGGUAACGUUAACUCAGAGAAAACAGCUAUCCCCAACAUAUUGACCGUUGAUACUGGAGAAGAAGCAGGAAGCAGUGGCAGUACUGGUAGCAGACGAAAGUCUUCAAUGGUUCUUGAUUCCGAGGUGCAAAUGUUCCGCGCAGAAUCUUUAUCAGCAAAUCUACGGAAACGAAAGAGCUCAGUCGGUCAGGAUACUGUAGCUGUGACUGAUCCGUUGCUGCGUCCAAUGACUAGUGUAGCAGCUUCACGUAAACUGGUGGAAGAGAAAGGUUUGCAGUUAUCGGAUGAUGAUGAUGAUGGGGACUCGAGUGGAACAGAUUAUGGUGAGCAUGAUAUUUUAGCACUGAAGAAAAACGAAGGCUUUAAACCCGUCAAAGGACAACCAGGAAUGUUUUACAAGAUACAUAACAACACUCCGUCUGAUGUCUAUGCUAAGAAAAUAUAUACCAUGAUGCCCAAAACGGCUCUAUUAUCCAAACAAAAGCGAAAGAAGAAACUCACUCAUUUAGAAGAGCUGGAUACACAUUCGUUUCCUGUUAAAUCUCCGUGGUCAAACAAAGGUCACAUUCAACAUAAAGGAACAAAGAAGGUGCAAUACAUGGGACGUAUGUUACUAUCUGAGCUUGGUAUUUCACAAGUAAAAAGUCGAGAGUUUUGGGCGAUGAUAUUGAUGUUGUUAAUAACCUACUGGAUGCGAUUGUACUGUCAUUAUAUUGGUCAGUGGAUGGCGUUGCUGGGAUUUCUUAUCCCUCUCAACAAGUUUGAGUUUCUACCCUACACAGUGAAUUUGAAUUAUCAAAACACGCUACUACGCACGCGUGAAGAGAUCGCUUUGAUUGUGAUUGGUCCGUUUACAAACAUUAUAUUGUUCUUAAUGAUGGUCGUUAUAUCAGCUUUUAUCCAGUUUUUAUUCGGAAGAUUCUCAAACAUCUUUUCACGGUUUAUUAUCGCGUUUGGAAUUCAUUGUUUACUCGACCCGAUCUGGAUUCUAAUUACAGAUAGUGCAUUAGAAAGAUUUCGUAAUCGCGGUGGUGACUUUCCAAUUGGAGAUGCGUUCAAACUUUACUGGCAUUUUAGUCGUUACUAUAACAACGAUAACGUCACUUUAUUCGUCAGUAUAGCAUUGACGGUUUUCCUAUACACCGUCACCAUGUUUUCCGCAUGCACCAUUUUGUAUAUGUAUUUUUUGCGUAUCCAUAACAACGGUCGAUUGAUGGAUGUCUAUUGGAGAUUACACGGAAAACAUGGUGAUUUUUUCAUGGCGUACGAUCUCGAGAUAUCGAAUGAAGAGUUAAAUUUUGUAUGUUCAAAAGCUGAACGGUGGAGGGGCGAAGAAGGAGAGCGAAGAAAAACUGCUGUAUAUGAUUAUAUCUGGGAGGAAGAGGAGAUGGCGGAUGAAGAUUGGGACAAUCCGACGGCGGCACAUGGUCGCAAGACAGGAGCACGUGAGACGACAACACACGUCUCCAUUCACACAUUGCAUCUUGAUGGCUUGAGAGAACUGUACAGACAUUUCCUGAAGCUUCCCGAUGGUGCUAUUGUGGAGGUAUUUGGUGAGAUGAAUAUUCCUGGUAUCGACGAAGGUGUAAAACAGGCCCUAAUCAAACGUACAACUUUUCAAACGAUGACGGGUGACGGAGCAAGAAAACGACGUCCGUCACGAGGUAGUUCGACAUCGUCAGUCCCGCGAGACGAACCUGGAAGAAAGAGUUCGGGUUCGUUUUUAGAUGUGCCAGCAAGUAGCUCACUUGUUUAAUCUAUUAGAGUUUGUUUUUUUAUAAGUAGCUGGUGUCCACCGUAGCGUAAGUGUUUUGUGUAACAAAUGCUACUGAUUUUCUGCUGGUGGGAACCAGGGACUCCCCUUUAUAAAGGACAUUUUUAAAACACACUUUAACAAGAUGUGUUUUUAUUAUAUUUGGAUAAGCAAGCAACGCCUCAUUUACUACUGUGUAAAAAACAAGAGUUACUUUGUCGUUCAAAAAACAAAUCAACGGAACAUUUCUUGUUUGGUAUUUACACUGCAAUGUGUUCUUACUUAAAUAAUAUUUGUUGCUUGCUUUUCACAAGAUUUUUUAUGUUGAUGUUUUUAACGUACUUUUAUCUUGUAUAUAUUUGAACUAUUUGAAAGUUUUGUAUUUAUAAUCAAGACGGCGCUCCAUGCACAUGCGGGAGUUAUUAGAAGAUGAAACACGAUUUUUUUCACAUAAUUUCGCAAAUAUAAUUUGUGUGGUGUUGCUAUAAAUAUUUAUAUAUUGAUAUGUAAAUAUACUUAAUUAUGUUGAUCAUAUGUAAAUUAUUCUGUUUACAUAAUUUAUUUUGUGCUCUAUGUAGCCAUGUGCACAGUUUUGUUAAAAAGCUUAAAAAUCGUUACACAUAAGCUCCGCUUCGCAUAGCAUGACAUUGACAAUUAAAUUUAACAUGACGAUAAAAUAUGCAGUUUUUUUUUUAAAAAAAGUCAUUCUUAUAAUAUCGAAAGAAGAGAAUGUAUUUUCUUACUCGCCACAUUUUUUACAAAUACUGGAGUUUAAUUUGCUUCCUGACAAAUGAUAUCAUAAUAUAUUCUAAUUUAUGUCAUUUGUAUGACGGUAUCUGGAAUACCUGUGGAUCUAAAUAUUGUUGUUGUUUUUUUAUCAAGCUUCUGUGUACUAAAUUUAAAAAAACACAGGGGUCUGGUGAAGAGCUUUUAAGAGUCAUCACCAGUAGCAACGGUUGAUACGUGGUAAACAAUUUAUUUUCUACUUAACAAGUUCGUGUAAUUUUGUCACGAAUAUUGUGUGAAAUGGUAAACAACGUGAGAAGUGCUCAUAAGAAAUAUUUGCUUGUUUUCAUGUUGUAAGAUGGACGAGAGCUCUUAAGUUUAUCAGAGGGUGUUGGUUUGUUAUCUUUAGAAUGAAACAUGGAAGAAAUAAAACAAACAUGGUUCAUCCUUCUGCUCAUUCCGGCAUUCUAUCUUACACUGGUAGAAAACUGUCCAACGACACAGAAGAAUGGAAACUUCAGACUCAUAUCCACAACGUCACGUGUUACUCCUUUUAAGGAAGUGAAAACGAGUCACAGAUUCUCUUGUUAUUUAAAGUGCUUAUGUCAGCAUGAUUGUGAUUUUGUUUCAUUUGAACGCAAAACAUGCUCAAUGUUUACCGUGAGUGACAAAAACACCGUGACUGAAUUUCGUGGUGGACAAUCAUAUUGGAUGUUGGUCACGUGAAGAAAUUAUUGUCCAAUUACAAUCGUGUUCUUUAUUUAUACACGUAUUUGUUUUUAUUAAUUACUACACACGCAUAACAAAAGUAUAAUUGUAUUCUUUAUUAUUUUCAUAUGCAAAAUCGAGAAAUAACAAACCUCGUCCCCA
Hydractinia symbiolongicarpus is the source of this 6587-nucleotide messenger RNA. RefSeq lists its product as uncharacterized. The transcript is spliced from 25 exons. NCBI's taxonomy places the organism in Eukaryota, Metazoa, Cnidaria, Hydrozoa, Anthoathecata, Hydractiniidae. Gene Ontology annotation, cellular component: perinuclear region of cytoplasm. The record is from RefSeq and is a predicted model, not a curated record. Bases 171 to 4994 code for a protein of 1607 amino acids.